Emericellopsis cladophorae is the source of this 1047-nucleotide messenger RNA. Its product is annotated as electron transfer subunit alpha-like protein. Bases 1 to 1047 code for a protein of 348 amino acids. NCBI's taxonomy places the organism in Eukaryota, Fungi, Ascomycota, Sordariomycetes, Hypocreales, Bionectriaceae. Gene Ontology annotation, molecular function: electron transfer activity; flavin adenine dinucleotide binding. Gene Ontology annotation, cellular component: mitochondrion. The record is from RefSeq and is a predicted model, not a curated record. The transcript has 2 exons.
AUGUUUCCCGCCGCUCGACGAGCUGUGGCCAGGCACGCCAGCAGGGUGAUUGGCGCAGCGCCCUCUCUGGCGUCCCGCGCCUACGCCCGAAGCCGACUCCUCUCUACACUCGCCGUCUUGGAGCAGCGUGAUGGUCAACUCAGCCAUGGCUCGCUGAGUGCCUUUACGGCGGCCAAGAAACUCGGCGGAACGGUGCAUGGCUUUAUUGCGGGCACCAGCGUCGCUUCUGCUGCGCAGGAGGCGGCCAAGGUGGACGGUGUCGAGAAGAUCAUCAGCGUGGAUAACUUGUCCUAUGAAAAGGGCCUCCCAGAGAACUAUGCGCCAAUGCUGGUCGAGAACAUCAAGAAGGGCGGGUACACACAUGUCAUCGCCGGUCACACUGCCUUUGGCAAGUCCGUCCUGCCCCGCGUAGCCGCCAUGCUCGACUCGCAACAGAUCUCAGACAUCACCGCCAUCGAGAGCGAGUCGACCUUUGUCCGUCCCAUCUACGCCGGCAACGCCAUUGCGACUGUCGAGUCGUCCGACGCGAUCAAGUUCAUCACCAUCCGAGGCACUGCCUUCGCCGCCGACACACCCGGCUCCGGCUCGGCUGCCAUCGAGGCCGGCGUCGACCCCAAGUCGGAGCCCAUCUCAGAGUGGGUUUCGGAGGACCUGGCCAAGUCAGACCGUCCUGACCUGGCGACGGCCGGCAAGGUCGUGUCGGGUGGACGCGGUCUCAAGUCCAAGGAGGAGUUUGACAAGGUGAUGCUUCCCCUGGCGGACGCCCUCGGUGCUGCCGUGGGUGCUUCGCGCGCUGCGGUGGACAGUGGCUACGCGGACAACAGUCUGCAGGUUGGCCAGACUGGAAAGGUUGUGGCGCCUCAGCUGUACAUGGCUGUCGGUAUCUCGGGUGCGAUCCAGCACUUGGCUGGCAUGAAGGACAGCAAGGUCAUUGCCGCCAUCAACAAGGAUGGAGACGCCCCCAUCUUCCAAGUGGCGGAUGUUGGUCUGGUGGGCGAUCUGUUUGAGAAGGUGCCCGAGUUGACAGAGAAGGUGAAGGGUUCAUAG